CAAACUCCUGUUUUCACCCUUUACUUAACACCUUUGUCUUUAAAAGAUCUUGGUUUCUCUCUUUCAAUUCAUUUAUCAACCAAUUUGAAAUAGAAAAAGAAAGCUUAAAUCUUUUGCUUUGGGUUUUUUUUUUUCUGGGUGGGUACUGUUAUGUUCAACAAAACAAUGGUGAAGUGUUGUGGGAAGCCAGAAACAAAUGAUAAAGGCAUGGUGGAAGAGAAGAAGAACAAGAAUAAGAUCAAAGGAGCAUUGGUUUUGAUGAAAAAAAAUGUGUUGGACGUUAGUGAUUUAAAAUCUUCUUUACUUGAUCGAGUUCAUGAGUUGCUUGGCAAAGGUGUUUCUUUGCAGCUUAUCAGUGCUGUUCAUACAGACCCUGCCAAUGGUUUGAGAGGGAAGCUAGGCAAGCCUGUAUAUUUGGAGAAAUGGGUCACAACAAAUACACCAUUAACAGCAGGGGAGACCAAGCUUGAUGUUGAAUUCGAAUGGGAUGAAUCCAUGGGUGUCCCUGGAGCUUUCAUGAUAAAAAACAAUCACCAUAGUCAAUUCUAUCUCGGGACACUCACUCUUGAAGAUGUUCCAGGCCAUGGCCGCCUACAAUUUGUUUGCAAUUCAUGGGUGUAUCCAGCUCAUCGCUACAAUCACCAUCGCGUUUUCUUCUCCAACAAGACCUACCUUCCAUGUCAAACACCGGAACCGUUACGCAAGUAUAGGGAAGAAGAACUGGUGAAUCUUAGAGGAAAUGGAAAAGGAAAAGGAAAGCUCAAUGAAUGGGAUAGAGUAUAUGAUUAUGAUUAUUACAAUGACUUGGGAAUGCCUGAAAGGGGUGUCAAUUUUGCUCGUCCGGUUCUCGGUGGAUCACCAGCGCUUCCUUAUCCUAGAAGAGGGAAAACUGGUCGGAAACCACACAAGAAAGAUCCUAAUACAGAGAGCAGGCUAUCUCUUCUAAACUUAAACAUUUAUGUUCCACGAGAUGAACGGUUUAACAUGGUGAAGUUUUCGGAUUUUCUUGCCUAUGCAUUCAAAUCAUUGUUUCAAGUAUUGGUCCCAGAGAUUGCAGCAUUAGGGGACAAAACUAUAAAUGAGUUCGAUUCUUUUCAAGAUAUACUUGACCUAUAUGAGGGUGGUAUAAAGCUACCAAAUAAAGACACUCUUAAGAAGAUAAAGGAUUGCCUGCCGUGGGAGAUGAUCAAGGAACUUGUUCGUAACGAUGGCGAGAGAUUGAUGAAAUUUCCGAUGCCUGCUGUCAUCAAUGAUAAUAGGUCUGCUUGGAGGACGGAUGAAGAGUUUGCAAGAGAAACUCUAGCCGGCGUUAACCCGGUCGUCAUCAGCCGCCUCGAGGAAUUUCCCCCUGCCAGCAAGCUUGAUCCUAGUGUAUACGGGAACCAGAACAGUACCAUUACAAAGGAACACAUCGAGAUGAACAUGAAUGGACUCACAGCCGAAGAAGCUCUGAAAGGCAACAAACUGUUCAUAUUGGACCAUCACGACGCGUUGAUGCCAUACAUACGACGGAUAAACUCGACUAGCACGAAGACAUACGCGACAAGAACUCUAUUCUUACUGCAAGAUGACGGCAUGCUGAAGCCGUUGGCAAUCGAGUUGAGCUUGCCACAUCCACAAGGGGAUAGCCAUGGUGCUGUCAGCAAAGUUUUCACCCCAGCAGUGGACGGAAUCGAAGGUUCGAUCUGGCAGUUGGCUAAGGCGUAUGCUGCCGUGAAUGAUUCUGGCUACCAUCAGCUCAUUUCUCAUUGGUUGAAAACACAUGCUGUGAUUGAGCCAUUCAUAAUUGCGAGUAAUAGACAGUUGAGUGUGGUUCACCCCAUAUAUAAGCUCUUGCAUCCCCAUUUCCGGGACACAAUGAACAUAAACGCGUUGGCCCGUCAGAUCCUCAUCAAUGCUGGUGGGGUGCUCGAGUUGACAGUCUUUCCAGGGAAAUAUGCCAUGGAAAUGUCUGCUUUUGUUUACAAGAACUGGGUCUUCACUGACCAAGCUCUCCCUGUUGAUCUCAUUAAGAGAGGAAUGGUGGUUCAGGACUCAAGCUGCCCCUUUGGCCUAAAACUUUUGAUAGAGGACUAUCCUUAUGCUGUUGAUGGGUUAGAAAUAUGGUCAGCCAUUGAAACUUGGGUCACUGAGUACUGCUCAUUUUACUACCCUUCUGAUGAAGUACUGAAAGAGGACACCGAGAUCCAAUCAUGGUGGACUGAGAUUCGAAACGAGGGUCAUGGUGAUUUGAAACACGAACUGUGGUGGCCCGAGAUGAAGACACGAGCUGAGCUCAUUCAAGCAUGCACAAUCAUCAUAUGGAUAGCUUCUGCAUUGCACGCGGCUGUCAACUUUGGGCAAUACCCUUAUGCAGGCUACCUCCCCAACAGGCCGACGGUUAGCCGUCGCUUCAUGCCCGAACCAGGCACUGACGAGUACGCUGAACUCGAGAAGGACCCCGACUUGGCCUUCCUCAAAACAAUCACGCCACAGUUCCAAACGCUCCUUGGUGUGUCCCUUAUCGAGAUCUUAUCACGGCACACAACCGAUGAAAUAUACCUCGGGCAGCGUGAUACACCCGAAUGGACUUCUGACAAUGAACCCUUAGCUGCUUUCGAAAGAUUCGGAAAGAAGCUAGUAGAAAUCGAAAAGAGAGUCACGGAGAGGAACAACGAUGGUAGAUUGAAGAACAGAAUUGGAGCGGUGAAGGUGCCAUACACAUUGCUUUUCCCCAACACCUCAGAUUACUCAAAAGAAGGUGGACUCACAGGCAAGGGAAUCCCAAACAGUAUCUCAAUCUAAAUCUCAAGUUAAUACAUGUUCCUUAAGGAUCAAGGAACUGCAUAGGCAUUUGCAUUUUUAUGUUUAGUUUCUUGACAUUCAAGUAAUGUCAAGAGUUGUGCAUAUGCUUAGCUAUGUUGUGAAAAAACAAAUUUGUUGUUUGACUGUUUACAUUGGCAUGGUAUAGCAUUGUUACAAUGGCAUUAGGCAAGAUAUCCAGCUUGUAGAUGAAAUGUGAAUCACCAACAAUAUAAUUAUAAUCCCACAUUGCUAGCUGAUACAUAUUUAUAGUAUCUUACUUUGGUUAAA
Messenger RNA from Gossypium raimondii (Peruvian cotton), 3072 nucleotides. RefSeq names its product linoleate 9S-lipoxygenase 5. The record is from RefSeq and is a predicted model, not a curated record. NCBI's taxonomy places the organism in Eukaryota, Viridiplantae, Streptophyta, Magnoliopsida, Malvales, Malvaceae. Gene Ontology annotation, biological process: lipid oxidation. Gene Ontology annotation, molecular function: metal ion binding; protein binding; oxidoreductase activity, acting on single donors with incorporation of molecular oxygen, incorporation of two atoms of oxygen. Bases 151 to 2784 code for a protein of 877 amino acids. The transcript is spliced from 9 exons.